Molecule: messenger RNA, 3886 nt
Organism: Phlebotomus argentipes
Lineage: Eukaryota; Metazoa; Arthropoda; Insecta; Diptera; Psychodidae
Gene: Grip163
Exons: 3
Coding region: 84-3833 (1249 amino acids)
Biological process (GO): mitotic cell cycle; microtubule nucleation; spindle assembly
Cellular component (GO): centrosome; spindle pole; gamma-tubulin complex
Molecular function (GO): microtubule minus-end binding; gamma-tubulin binding
Source: RefSeq, a predicted model, not a curated record
UGUCAAAACGAGCGCAGAAGUUUUAAAUCUCAUGCGUAUUUUUUGGAUUUUUCCUAGGCAAACAGUGCGGAAAAGGCGUGAAAAUGAGUGAGGCGAGUGUUUUCCAGUUAAUAAGCGACCUGUGCCAUAGCAUUAUUGAUAAGAGCGCUAGGAAAACAGGAAAAAUCAUAUCGUUUCGGCGAUGCCGCGCGAAGGCUUUCGAAAUUUUGUUGAAAUCAUCCGGAAGUCCCUCGAUUGCCACUGAUCCUGUCCGGGACUUGGACGUCCACCUUUUCGACAUGCGAAUGAAGGCCACUACGAUGUUUCACCGGCGAAGGAAUGACGAGUUGGAGAAGUGCCUUGAGGGCAUUGAGAAGGAUGAAUAUUUCGAGAGCGAGGAUGGAAAGGCAAUCCUGACAUUUCUCCACCACUUGAGGGCCACAGAGCAUCCUGACACCUUCAUGGCUCUUCUGCCAAACUAUCCUUUCGGGCUGUUUUCCGCCCUCCAGAGCGCCCACGAGACAAAUCCCUACUGCAAAGUGAAUCCAAGAGAGAUGUUUAAUUUCCCGGAUCUCCUGGAUGUGAUGUUGCCGAAGAACAGUCCGUACCUGAAGGGAUUCAACGCGAAAUUGGGUGGUGGUAUCUUCACGCAGUCAUUCUUAGAAACUGAGGCAUUCUUCCGGAGACCAUUGGAAGACAUCCUGAAGCCCAAAUUCUCGGCAAUUCCCAAAGAAGUCACUCAGGAGGAGAAAUUGUCAAUACCCAAUAGUAUAGUAGUGCCCAAUAGUAUUCUCAGCUGCCCGAGGAGUGAGAGAACGGGAGAGAUCCUCGCCCUGGACGAUUUCCUUUGCGAUCUGCGGGCGCUUUGCAUGGGCUACAGAUCUGAUAGCUUCAUCUUUCGUGAGAAUCGGUUGGAGUUCCGCCCGCAGAAGCGUCUGAGAGUGGAGAAUCUCACUGUGAACACUCUGCGUCAGUAUAUUCAGCCAUUCCUCGAAUUUGGUACCUGCAUGAAACGCCUUCUGCUCCUGGUCGCUUCCGGCUCGCCAGCCAUGCACGAGGGAUUUAUCUUUCACGCCUUCAGUAUGAGCGUGGACCAGUAUUUGUCACAUGUGCGUCUGUUAUUGUCGCUGGAGCAAAAGCAAUCCCUCCUGGCGUUCUCGUGCAAGAUAGAAAAGAUUGCCGAUCAAGUGACAGCACUGGCGAGGAUUUGUCACGUCAAUCCGAACACCAGAGAACCGCCGAAGGCUUUGCCAUCCGGCGCGCAGUUGCUGAAAUAUCUUCUGUCUGAGGCCAGCACAACUAUGCGGAGUGAGAUCUUCCUCAUGCUGAGCAAUAUCGUGGUGAAGUGCAUGGAAUUCUACUUGGCGCACCUGGAACAGUGGAUUUUCGAUGGGAAGCUCCAGGAUCCGCACGGGGAACUCUUCAUAUUCUUCUACGAACAAUACGAAUAUGACACGAAGAGGUUCUUCGAUAAAGCCUACGGUGUACAGAAGGAUCUCAUUCCGGACUUUCUGCAGGAUUUCGGCGAAAUGAUUGUGCUGUGUGGAAAGUACGCGAUGCUCCUGAAGGCUUUCAAGCCACUACAUCCGCUCUUCAGCGUUCCGAAGCCCAGUCUUUGUGUGUGUCUCUCGGAUUCGCAAGUCUCUGCGCUCAGGAGGAAUGUGGAGAGCUACUCAGCCAUGGCUUCGGCUGUGUGUGGGCCCAGAAUCACUGUCGAAGAGAUCCAUCGCAGAAAGACGGAGAAGAUGGAGACACUGAAGCGACUGGUUGAAGAGAAGAGACUCGAGAACCUCCAAUUAUGGGAGAUUGAGCGCAUGGAGGCCAAGCGUGAGGCGAUUCGAGCAAAGCAGGAGCAAUUGCGAGAGCUCAAGAGGCAAAUGGACGCCGUGAAGGAGGAGAAAGAAGCGAGGAAGAGGCAGGAAGUAGCCCAGGAACUGAUUCAUCUGGAGCAACAGCGCCUGGUCGAGGAGGAAGAGCUGAAGCGUGUGAAUGAGGAGCAGUUGAAGAGGAUUCAGGAGUAUCGGGAGUUGAAUGAAUUGGCUGAGAAGAAGUUGGCGCGAGUUUGCAAUGAGAACUAUCAAAGUGGCAUGAAGAAAUCCGACUCGGACAUCCUCAAUGCCAAUGAAACCAUGUCCGAAUUGGCCAGGAAUCGAGCCAGAGUGCUUGGAUCGACAAAUUUCAGUGAUUACGAGAACUGUGACAACCGAAAGUUGAAUGUGAACUUGCCCGAGGAUCAAAUGACGCCUUGCCAGAGAAAUAAGCUGAAGGUGAUGAGUCAUGAGUUCAAUAUUGAUGUGCCAAUGGACACGCAGCUGAGCAGGGCGAUCCAAGAGGAGACCAUGACGGAGCUGGAGAGGAAUCGCCGCAGGAUUCUCUACAAAGACCUCAAUUCCAACACUGAUGAGCAUGCGGAGGCCAACAGGAACAGCUUGAGUCUGUGCUUUGAGACGGAGAGAAUGAGGAAUCGCCGGAAGAUUCUGGAAUCGGAGUUUGACAUCGCCAUUCCGACGAAGGAGAAACUCACACCCAUGAGCACAACGUCAGACUGCACAGAGAGCUUCGCUUCGGCAUCUGCUGGGGAGAAAUUCUCGACGCCUGAGGAGGAGGUGAAGGAAUUGCCUGCAGAAGAGGAGAUUCCGGAGGAAAUUGCGUCACUGGUAGAUGAAAGUGAGGCCGUUGAUGUGGAGGAAGUGAAGAUUCAGGUGGAGGAGAUGGACUUCCUCGAGGAUAUCAUGCAGUACAGGACGUCAAUCCUCACCAGCUACCAGGACAAGCCUCCGGAGAUUGCCAGCGAUGAUCUGUCGAGACUCAAUGCGGUGUCCAUGAAGGAGUUCCUGAGGCUGUCCGUGGUCAUUCCUCUGGAAUGCCACAUGGCGAUACUCAAUGGUGAGAUCAUGAAGAUCUUCCUCGAGGAUCUGGACAUCCUGGGCCACUGGCAGAGCCUGAGAAACUACUUCCUCCUGAUGGACGGCGAGUUCGGCAGUCACAUUUGUAAUGGCCUGAUCGAGCGUCUGGAGAGAGGCGCCCGACCGGCGGAGUUGCUCAACUUCCACACGCUGCACGCCAUUCUGGACACGAGUUUCGGCGUCAGCGUGGCCGGCGGUGACAAGAACAGCGACCGGUUGUCUUUCAUCGUCAGCACGAUUCCCGAGAAGUUCGAUUUCCUCUCGCCGGACGCGCUGGACGAUCUAAAGCUGACUUAUCGCGUGGAGUGGCCAGUAAAUCUCAUCCUGAGUCCGGAGACUGUUCAGCAGUAUGACAGUAUCUUUCAGUAUUUGCUCAAGGUGCGCCGAAUGGGGUGGAUUCUCGAGAAUGUCUUUCAGCAUCUCAAGGAUCUCUCGAGGAGGCAAAAGAGAGCGAAAUCUUCACCGCACUUCCGUCAUAUUCAAGUCAUGCGGCACAAGUUCAGUCACUUUGUGCUCACGCUGCAGAAUCACAUCAACACGAGCGCUCUGCAGGCGUCCUGGCAGCACCUGAUGCAGGAUCUGAAGGACGCGCAGAGCAUGACGGAUCUGUACAGGAAGCACACGAACUACAUCAAGCGCAUCAGAUUCAUCUGCAUGCUGAACAAGCACAGCGCGCAAUUCUACAGUGCCAUUCACGAUGUUUUCAAGCUCAUCAUUCGCUUCAACCGUAUCCUGAAGAAUGAGCCGUGGAAGAGAAGCACAUCAGAUUUAAUUCAUCCGCGAUACGAUAAGUUGGUCAAAAUUGAGGAGAACUUCGACAAACUCAUGCGCCACAUAAUCCUGAUGGGAUGGAAAAUUGUCUCUCGCGGCUAUCAAACAGAGAUCGGCGAAUUCAUCUUCCUCUUGAACUCGAACGAAUAUUACGUCUCUGAGAGCGAGUUUAAGUGAAAGUCACUGUAAAUGGGAGCAAAUAGAGAGUCAGAAGAGUCAUGUUGAUGUUA